AUUUGUUUUUGGUACUGUGUACUGUUUUUGUUUUUGUUUUUUUUCCUCAAGCGGACAACAAUCGUUGCCGUGCACGUGGAGCGGAAGAUGGAAUGCAGCGGAUUUUGGAUCGUGGUGUUGUUGGAGCUUCAUUUAGCAUCCUUGGCAAGGUGUUGGGAGAAAUGUUAAUCUGAACAAUUGGAACGAUCUUGUCGUAUCGUUUGGAACAUGGAAUAGUACUUUAAAAGGUGCAUUUGAGCAAUGUUGAACAGAUGUACUAGGAAGGUCAACGACGGUUGACCAACUCUAUGGAGAUGAUUUAGAUUUUGGUAUUGGGCAGGUGGUUUAUUAAAUAAUUCGUAUUUUUGUUACGUUUUGCUACUGUUAAUGAUAUUUGUUUGACGAAAACUAAAAUUUUUGGUGCACUUAUUCCUUGAAAUAAAGUUAAAAGAUCACUAUCAUAAAUUUUAAUACGAGCGAGUGAAAUAUUAAUCUUAUUAACGAAUUAGUUUUAAAUCCUCAUCAAUUUGCAUUUCACUGAAUGUUGAUCUUUUAGUAGGAAAAUAAUAAAUAUUGAAAUAGCAGACAAUAAAUACAGAGCCUUUUUUGUUAGAAAUACGCUCAUUUUAAUUCUUUAAAUAACGAUGAUUUGGAGUCAAAAGCAUUAAUAAAAAUUCAAAUCAUUAACUAACUAUUCAGGAAGUAAAAAAAUUGAAAAUUAGUGUUGGCCCACACAUUCAAGCUUCGUCCCAUAGUGCAGCGAGCCCCCCGGAUAAUCGGAAGAUCGCACACUGACGUCCGUACGUGCUGUCAAUCCCGCCAGAUCGUUGCACUGUGCAGAGUGACCAGAAAUACCGAUUUACCUGUAUUCCUACCGAUUUUUGAUAUGCCUACCGAUUCACAGAUGAGCCCCCUAAAACUACCGAUUUUUCAUUUAUCCUACCGAAAAUCACAGUUUUUUUCGUAAUACUAACCAAAAAGUCAUAUAACCAUUUCCCAAAUCACUUAAUGUAUAAAACUCUAUAUGGAAAUCACUAGCAACCUGAACCAGAAGAUCAACAGAGACAACUAAGGCCAUAAAUUCAUAAAGUGCUCCAUCGCAUGCGAUUAAAUCGCACGUGCUGUCAAACGCUUUUCGUAUCAUAUUGCGAUUAUUUGAAUGAUUUCAAUAAUAUAAUGAUUAUGAAAAAUUUAGUUGAGAUUGUUCCUACAAAAAAACCACACAUUGAGUUUGACAGAUAAAAUCGGAUGCAGCGUCCGACAAAAUCAAUAUUUUUGAUUCCGCUUGAUCCACAGAUAAGCUUCCAUCUCCAGCAACCCCCCCCCCCCCCCCCCUCUCAACACUUCAAAGCACACCGAAAACUAACGAAAAAUCUUAAACUCCUACCGAAAACUACCGAUAAAAUUUUGAUGCGCCUACCGAAAACCGCAAAAAUAAUCUGGCCACUCUGCCCGCCAGAUCGUUGCACUGUGUUGGUGUACCGAUUUGUUGUUUUGCAAUACAUUUUCACCCGUGGUUCGCAGCUGGCCGACGAUUUUUGUGGCCAAAAUUAGUUUCUUUGUAGCUUGCAGCUUGUCGGUGGCCGAGUGCAGAUUAGGGUUGUUGGUGGGCGCGCCCGCACAAACACCCUCACACUAACAGGGCGGAGGGCCACUGUUCACCUUCCUUGGUGCCACACCACCGUCGCAGCAACCGAGCGACAAAGGGAGGCUCGAGAGGUUUUCCGCGGCCCCUCUCUACAGGCGUCAUCGAACUAACGGGGGGCGGCCAGCACGAAAAAACGGCCGACAUUUGCAUUACGCAGUUUGGUAGAGUUAAUAAUCCAUUGCCCGGCAUCGUGCUCUCUCGUCCGGGUGUCGUUUCGGCAGAGGAUGUGUGCUAGUCGCUGCUAGACCGCUAAGAGCUAAGUGACCCAGAUCGAUACGGUCGGUGCAUCCAAUCCCUCCGUUGCACUCGUCUACUAUCUCGCUUCUUGCUAUAGUGUUUGUGUGCGUGUGUGCGGGUGUUUGCGCGAAACACACCGACGCGGGGAGCUCGCUCGGAUUCCCCUGGGUGGGCAGGAGGACAUGGAGGACGAGUUAGAAGAUAAGAUACUGUACCAAACGCUGUCCAAGUCGCACAUGAAGCUGCUCUCGAAGUUCGCCGUCGGCGUCACGCCGCUCAACAGCUCGCUCAGCUACGUCUGGAAAGUGAUGCGGGUGUACCUGCUGAAGCCGGAGGUGCUGAUCGCCGGCCUGCUAAUCUGUCUGUUCGUCCUGUACCUGCAAGCAGCGGAGGUAUGGAGCCGCGGGUUCAUCGGGCGCAUCAGCAACUCGCUCGGGCUCGGGAAGGCGGGCGGCCGGUCCGGCAAGCUGUCCAUGCUGGCAUCGGCCGCGGAGAAGCACAGCUGGGACGAGCGGACGACCGGCAGUGCGGUGUACGCGGUCCAAGGCCGCCGGGCCAAGAUGGAGGACAGAUUUGUGAUAAGUGAAAACAUCAACAGCAGCGGCAUUUCCCUGUUUGCCAUCUUCGACGGGCACGGCGGCGAGUACGCGGCCGAGUACGCGAAAACCGUGCUGAUAAAGAACAUCCACCAGAAGCUGAUGCAAUCGUCGGCCAUUGCGGACGGGAAGGAGCUGCCUGGCAGCCCGAACGCAGCCGUCUGUGCGGAGGACGACCGGAAGCAGAAGGAGGAGGAGAAGGAGGAGAAGGAGGACGAGCAGGAGCAGGAAGUAAACGAACGGUACAAGGUGAGCGCGCACAAUGGAAAUAAUGACCCGUCGGGUGCGGUCCAGCGGCGACAGAGCUUUCGCAAAUCCAAGACCGAGGACACGGUCGGAACGGGCAACAAUGGUGCAGCGAACGGUGGUGGUGGAGGAGCAGCAGCCAACAACAAUCAGAUGCUGGAGAACGAUUUGCUGAGCAAGUACAUGGGCAAUCAGUCGCCGGCCCGGCAGCAGGUGAAGAAGAACCUGCUGAACGGGACGUCGGGCGGUGGUGAGUCCGUGCCGGCCAAGCCGAAAACGUACGACGCCCGCUGCUACGUGCAGAAUGGCAGCAUCAACUUUGGCAAGAUCAUUACCGACGAGGUGCUGGCGGCCGAUUACGAUCUGGUGGAGGCGGCGAAGAAAAUGUCGGACUUUGCCGGUACGACCGCGCUGAUUGCGGUCAUACACCGCACCAAGCUGAUAGUGGCCAAUGUGGGCGAUUCGCGCGGCGUCAUGUGCGACUUCAAGGGUAACGCGAUCCCGCUGUCGUUCGACCACAAGCCGCAACAGGUGCGGGAGCAGAAGCGCAUCGCCGACGCCGGCGGCUUCAUCGCGUUCAAGGGCGUGUGGCGGGUGGCGGGCAUACUGGCGACGUCCCGCGCCCUCGGCGACUAUCCGCUGAAGGAGAAAAACCUGGUCAUUGCCAACCCGGACGUGCUUUCCUUCGAUUUGGUUGAUCACCGACCACAAUUUCUCAUUCUGGCCUCGGAUGGGCUGUGGGAUACGUUCACCAACGAGGAGGCGGUUGCGUACGUGCGCGAACGGUUGGACGAGCCGCACUUUGGCGCGAAAAGCAUCGCGCUGCAAUCGUACAGCCGUGGCUCGGUCGAUAACAUUACGGUGCUGGUGAUUGUGCUGAAGAACGGCCGGUACGAGAUCGGUUCCUCGAGCAACUGAACGGCCCGCUGGCUCGUUGGACAUUUCGGGGGCAAUCGUUUCUGUUGCGAAACAGCGAUCACCGCAAUGGUGAUCGCUCAUCAACUACCUAAUUGGCUGCUUUUUCUUAAUCUGUUAACCUUUCGUUUAUUGAUUACGCUUGUUUUUUUCGCUGACUUUUAUUGUUAGAUUUCCCACUGAUCGCGAAAAGGAGGCAGCUACCUCCGUUUUAUCGUUAACGUUCGUUUUAUGUUUAAAGAUCUCUAUGUUAUAACGCUUUGUUUUAAAACUGAUCGCAGCUCUACACUUUUAAUUCUCUUUUUCACAAAAGGCAUGCUACCCCACUCGAUGAUCACUAGUGUAAUGCAAGCUAGUAGCUCAAUGCCAAUUGCUUGAUCAAACUACUACUACCACUUCACCUUAUCUAGUGCUGCUCCGCCCAAAGAAAACGAAUGGUACCAAACUGGGUUUUGCUGAAUCACAGCGAACCGAUUAGGGAAGGCGAGCGAGUGAAAAAUACGUCGCGUGUAGGUUUAUUUUGUUUGAUUACGCUACGUAUUUGCUGUAAGGUUUGCUUUCUACUUUAAUAGAUUAGACAGUGAGGGGGGCAGCAGAGAAGCUGAACGGAACGGAAAGGGAAUUCGAUCUAAACAAAUCGAGCCGUAGUUAGUAGUACACAAUUGCAAUGGCAAUCCUCAAUUUACCAGCACCAUGUUUGUGUGUGUGAGUGAGUGUGAUUUGUUGUUUUCUUUGCCACUUUGUGCAGUUUAUUGAGGGCAUUUUUAAAAAUAUUUGUUCAACCAGAUACGUAAAAGGGACGCUAGUAGAAGACUUAAUUGGAAAUGCACUUCUCGUACUGCAAAAAAAAAACAAAAAGAUUUCGAGAUGGAAGGUAGAAGUGGGAAGAGUGAGCACGAGCGAAAGAUUUCGAAACCGAUUUUACUUAUUUUAAUGGCGCUCGAUUUUCGGUACAAAUUUAUAUUACUGACCCACAGACACACAUCACACGCAGGUGGAGGUGGACAAAAUCGCUAUACAAAUUACACGUUUGCUCAACAAAAGGGUAGGAACAAUUGGAACAAAUUAAUCUAAUACCAGAGAGUAGUUUUAGCGGGCAGCGAACAAACAGAGAGAAUGAGAGCGGAAUCUUGCUGGAUUUGUCCGAAGGGAAAUGUUACUCGAGCUUAUGCAUUCGGAUUUGGGAAUCGAUUCUUAUGAGACUUUUGGAAGGGAAGCGUAGGUCACAAGCCGGUGCUGAAAUAGCAGCAAAAAACCAGUUGGAACAGUAUCCGUUUCCGCUAGUUGGUGCCAAACGACGAGGGCAACAUGGACUAAACCAAGUAUCCUAAUUGAAGAUAUCUAACAACCGAUUGGGCAUCAAUCGUAGGUGCUAAAUUAAUAAUUUAAAGAUAAUUGUUAGGCAGCAAGUAAGCUUACGAUGCUUAACAGCAAUUGCACGGGAAUGUCUGUGUCCCGGAGACCAACCUACGCAAAGGCGAACGCACGAACGAACGAACUCUCACAGUGAUGGUGGAGGGUGUAAACCUCCAUUGGCGUGAAGCAUCUCCCGUGUUGGUGUCGUGCACAGUCCUGUGACUGUGCUGCACCCCUUUUUUCUCGACUCUACUCACAAUCAUUAAGUCUACUUUCCUAACUUGCCUUAACCGCUCCACUAUUAGACGAAGGAUAGACAACAACAAAAAAACAACAAAACUGUAGUAAAAUAGAGUAGAGUAUAAAGUUUUCGAUAAUAUGGGGGGGAAACACUCACACUCCCUUCACAGAGCAGAGAACAAAACGCUCUACCGGAGCAUUCUUUCGCUGGGUUUUGUAAUUGUACAUAUCACGCGGAGAGGGUGAGCGCCGGAAUGAAUAUUGAAUCUUUUUUUUAUUUCUGAAUAAAACCGUCACAAUAUAAAAUCCUUUCACAAAAAGGCUUACAAAAACUAAAAA
Molecule: messenger RNA, 5556 nt
Organism: Anopheles gambiae (African malaria mosquito)
Lineage: Eukaryota; Metazoa; Arthropoda; Insecta; Diptera; Culicidae
Product: protein phosphatase 1L
Exons: 4
Coding region: 2047-3624 (525 amino acids)
Biological process (GO): positive regulation of canonical Wnt signaling pathway; negative regulation of canonical NF-kappaB signal transduction; positive regulation of canonical NF-kappaB signal transduction
Cellular component (GO): cytosol; nucleus
Molecular function (GO): cation binding; protein serine/threonine phosphatase activity
Source: RefSeq, a predicted model, not a curated record